GGCGCGGCGUCGCGGCGCGCUCUUGAUUCUCAGCUGAUAAUUCACGGCUUGACACCGCACCGCACCGGGCACCGGGCACCGCUAGCGUUGCUGCUCUCCGCGAGACCAUUCGUAACGACGUCUGCGUCUCCGCCGAAAGUGAAAUUAGUGCUGGACCACUACACCUGGCCCACUCCCGCUCGGUCGCGUAACGUAAUCGCCCGCCACUGCCGCUCUUCGCCCUGACUUGCUUUUUUAUUAUUAUUAUUUCGAAAAUGUCCCUCCGACCCGUAGCCGGACCCCGCCGACCCGGCCGCGUAGCCAUGAGCUGACAUCGCGCCCUUGUGUCCCUGUUUCUGUCAACACCCAUGAUUUUAAUGACUUUAAAUCGGAAUCCUUUGUGUUUCUUCGAACUUUUAAAAACCCGAUUUGUUUUUCUCUGAAGGGAUUCCAGCCUUCCUUCCCCCGGCGACCUCACAGUGUGAUUCGUGCUUUAAUUUUUGUAAAUCUGUCAUAUUUGUGGAAUUUCGUAGUUAUAUGUGAAUAUAAUUCAUCGUUGUUGCUACCUGCUCUGGAUUAAUUUGCUUUUAUUUGUCGGUCCUACUCAUUGUAAAUACAAACUUACCCAAGCACCAUGUCGUCUUCCGAAAACAACACUGUAGUUGAACAAAACGCUGUAGUUAAAUUUUGGAAUUUCGUUUUCUUUGACUUAGGAGAUAAAAGGACGAAUGAUUGGCCUCUCCUUGGCAGUCCAGUUCCCGGUCUCACAAUUUUAGGAUUAUAUUUAUACUUCUGUCUCUCCUUAGGACGAAAAUGGAUGGCCAACAGACCUCCUUUUAAAUUAACAAAAACUUUAAUAGCCUAUAAUUUUAUACAAGUUGUAGUCAGUGUGUGGAUCUUUUUCGAGGCGCUGGAUGCCGCCUGGCUGAGGGACUACAGCUGGAGAUGCGAGCCUGUGGACUUCUCAAGGACGCCGAAAGCCAUGCGAAUCGCGUGGGCCGUCUACAUGUACUUCCUAGCAAAGAUCUCCGAGCUCCUGGACACGAUAUUCUUCGUACUGAGGAAGAAAGAUAACCAAGUAUCUUUUCUGCACGUGUACCACCACACGACCAUGCCGAUGAUUGCUUGGGGAGCGGCCAAGUAUUUCCCAGGGGGUCACGGCACGUUCAUUGGACUUGUGAAUUCCUUCAUCCACAUCAUCAUGUACACGUAUUACAUGUUAGCGGCAUUCGGACCCAAAAUGCAACCAUACCUCUGGUGGAAAAAGUAUAUCACAACGCUACAACUUGGUCAAUUCCUAGCCACAUUCUUGCACUCCUGUCAACUGCUUAUCUACGACUGUGGAUAUCCGAGGUUCGCCAUGUACUUCGUCUUGCCGAACGCUGCCUUCUUCUUCUGGCUCUUCAGCGAUUUCUACAGGAAGGCCUACUCCAACUCCAAAGCCGGAAGCCGCCGAAAACCGAGCAAAGGGAGCGACACAGAAAACAAUAACGUCGAUAAGAACUGCAACACUAAGAAACCGGUCUACACCAACGGCACAGCCGAAAAAAUCGAGCUCAAUGGAAAAUCUCCAUUCCCAAAGCAAAAUGGCGUUACGCAUAGAGUCAAUGGUAACGGGAGUCUAAAAACUGAAUGAAAAUCAACGUCAAUGCGAUGCGAAACGCAUCUAAAUUUAGAUUCGCACGACAAAACAACUCAAAAUUGACCUGAUUCGGAGCAAUUUUUGUCAAGUUUGAUCGAUGUUUGGGCGUUUUGAGAGAUUUUUUCAAGUUUAACCAACCUCUCUGAGACAAGUCGUGUUUCCUCUGUACAGCUCCUGCCUCUCCCUUUAAGAUUUGGCUAAAAUGACGAUCUUUCAAGAAAAUUGUGAUUUUUUUAAUCGAACAAAAAAAAAAGUAACCGUCAGCGAUUAAAUCAAUAGGCUCUACUCCAAAGCCCAUAUCACACUAUCAAACUUUUUAUCCAACUCUUGGAUGCAACUUGUCGAAUGAAGAGUUGGAUAGUGUGAUACUGACGAGAAUAAACGACAAUUUGAUGAAAAAUUGAAUGGGAAGGUGGAACGAAACCUUCCGGCCGACGUGAGCCGAAGCUGUAUCUUCGCAAACCGCAGGCUGAUGACGCGACGUUAUCAAACUGCAACGGUAAUUAAAUCAAAUUUUUUUGCAUCCAACUUUUCGUUCAAUUAUGUCGAGUGAAAAGUUUGAUAGUGUGAAUGGGGCUCAAGAAACUUCACAACAAGUGCGAGUGACCUGUCGUAAAACUUAUGAGGAAAACAUAAGCUGAUUUUGCGAUAUGUAUAGGCUCUUUAGAGAUGUAUUAUGUAGAUUUUCCUUUGAUUGCAACGGUUAAAAUGAUGCCUCCUCUUUGCUUAGAUUUAUACCAUUGAAUGUACAUAAUUUUACAAAAAGGACGUCUAAAUUUUUCUCAAUGAUUGCCCAUCCAUAUUUGAUACGCAACAUAUGUAAUACAUUAGUGGCCCUAACUUCUGGUGUAUUUUCCGAUGCUUUUGUGACAAUGACUUCUGAUAAUCAUGUUAUUUGUAAGAGAAAAGCACUCCUGAAGGUAUCGACCAUCAGCAAGAAAAAAUUAGGGAGAAAUUAAUUCGUUAUUGAAAUUUAGGCUCCCUUUUUCUUAGUCAUUAGUUCAUUCUCAUUUUUCUGAUUUCUUUCUUGGUAUUCUUUACCUAAAGAUAAGUAGCAACACACUAAAUCAGAUCUGAAACAUUCAAUGCAUGCUCUCGAGUAGUGGAAUUGAGAGAGCACACUUUUGUGAUACCUUCGAGAAGAUUAAAAUUAUCUUCGUCGCAUUGGCGAUUCUCACGAAUUGGCAACACUGUUUUUCUCUAUCUUAAACCAUUACGAGUAAUAUAUUCUUCGGUGAGUUGGCUUCCUUCGAUAUGUACCGAUUGUUUUGGGGAAAGUCCAGUGUUGAAAACUCGCAAAGAUAUCCAUUGCCUCUGAUUAAUCAGAGAACCCGUGUACCUACUCCGAGUUCUUCAGAGGCACCUUAAGUGGCCGCAUUGGACUGCAUGCUGCAAUGCGAAACCGCUAUUUCUGGCUCAUCCAUAAAAGCACCUAUCUGCACAAAGAAACUAAGGACCUAUAUGCUCUUUCUCAAAUGAACUAGAAAUAGUGACUUUUUGCACCAUUUAUCCGAUGUCCACUUUAUGUAGGACUACCUAUAUUCAAUUCAAGACAAUGCCGGAGUUAAAUCCUUUUCUUUUUCUUUUUCCAUAACUUACUUAUUUUUUGUAAAUAGUUUGUAUCAAAUUAAUCGUUGUUAGUUAACCCUAAGACAACGUGAAAUAAUUUUAAUUUAAUUAUAGACUUUUAAAUUUAAAUUCGAUUUCGUCUUUAUUUAUGCAAAGUUGUUCAGAAUUGGUAAUGAAAUCUGUAUCAAUUAUUACUUUAUGAGAUAUUUGCAACAUAAACUUUAAAAAAA
This is a messenger RNA of Bemisia tabaci, 3420 nucleotides long. It is a transcript of the gene sit, whose product is annotated as stuck in traffic. Gene Ontology annotation, cellular component: endoplasmic reticulum membrane. The record is from RefSeq and is a predicted model, not a curated record. Gene Ontology annotation, biological process: fatty acid elongation, saturated fatty acid; sphingolipid biosynthetic process; very long-chain fatty acid biosynthetic process. Gene Ontology annotation, molecular function: fatty acid elongase activity. NCBI's taxonomy places the organism in Eukaryota, Metazoa, Arthropoda, Insecta, Hemiptera, Aleyrodidae.